This is a messenger RNA of Recurvomyces mirabilis, 858 nucleotides long. RefSeq lists its product as uncharacterized. Gene Ontology annotation, molecular function: actin filament binding. The record is from RefSeq and is a predicted model, not a curated record. Gene Ontology annotation, cellular component: cytoskeleton. The coding region runs from base 1 to 858 and encodes 285 amino acids. NCBI's taxonomy places the organism in Eukaryota, Fungi, Ascomycota, Dothideomycetes, Mycosphaerellales, Teratosphaeriaceae. The transcript has 4 exons.
AUGGCACCCGUGGCAACAGAGCUAUUUGGCGAGAACGAAGUCAACAGAGGUUUAGGCGCCAAAGGAAAGACCACAACUGGAGCCCAGCUGGAGAUACGAUUGUACCCAAAAUUCGAAAGUCUUGAAGAAGAGAGAUUAUACCGGAAGCAGCAUCUGGCAGCCGCAUAUCGAAUCUUCGCCAACCGAGGAUUCGACGAAGGCAUCGCCGGACAUAUCUCAGUGCGCGACCCAAUUCUGACGGAUCACUUCUGGCUCAACCCACUGUCCCAACAUUUCGCAACAAUCAAGGUCUCUGAUCUGAUACUGGUCAACGAGGAUGGUGAUAUUGUGAUCGGUAACCAGCCUAUCAAUGCGGCUGCAUUUGCCAUCCAUUCGGAGAUACACAAAGCUCGUCCUGACAUACAUGCCGCCUGCCACGCACAUUCCGUCUACGGCAAAGCGUUCUCAGUGUUCGGACGUGAGCUCGACAUGAUCACUCAAGACUCUUUACGCUUCUACAAGAGCCAUGGCGUCUACGAGCAAUUCGGCGGUGUUGUGCUGGAUCGCGAAGAGGGUCGGAGAAUCGUAUCGGCGCUUGGAGACGGCAAAGCUGUAAUCCUCCAGAACCACGGCUUGUUGACAGUCGGGCAAAGCGUUGACGAAGCAGCUUUCUGGUUCAUGAGCCUGGAUAAGACAUGUCACGCUCAGCUCCUGGUAGAUGCAGCUUGUGCUGGUAGCGGAUACCAGAAGAAGUUCAUCGAGGAUGCCGAGGCGUCUUAUACGUAUGAGCAGGUCGGUGGGCAUGAGAAAGGAUGGUUGGCGUUUCAAGGAUACUAUGAGGAGUUGUUGAUGAAGUCAGGAGGCGAUUUUCUGGCUUAG